AUUUUCUGUCUGCGCAAACACACGUGAGGCUUCUGGUAAAAAAACUGUUUUAGUGUUACUCAACAAUCUUUACAUCUUUAACAGAAUCAGCGUUUGUUGAUGGUGUCUUAUAAAAAUGGAGAUUACAGAAGAAAAUUUGACAGCUCUGGCUGGUUACCUACAGCAAACACUCACUCCAGACUUGACCAUUCGAAGACAAGCUGAGGCAUUCCUGGAGUCUGUGGAAGCCAAUCAGAACUACCCACUGUUACUGUUACAACUGAUGGAUAAAGAUACCGUGGAGGCUCACAUCAGAGUUAGUGCUGCCAUCACCUUUAAGAACUAUGUGAAGAGAAACUGGAAAAUUCAUGAAGACAGCCAUGAUAAAGUACAUGUGAACGACAGGACUGCCAUCAAACAGCUGAUUGUAGGACUGAUGUUGAAGAGUCCUGAGCAGGUUCAGAAACAGUUAAGUGAUGCUAUCAGCAUCAUCGGGAAGGAAGAUUUUCCGGACAAAUGGCCAGAUUUGAUCUUCCAGAUGGUCAGUAAGUUUGACAGUGGAGAUUUCCACAUCAUCAACGGAGUCCUCAGAACUGCCCAUUCACUGUUUAAAAGGUAUCGACACGAGUUCAAAUCUCAGGAGCUUUGGACAGAGAUCAAAUUUGUGCUUGACAACUUUGCGGCUCCGUUCACAAACUUAUUCAAUGCCACCAUGGAUUUAGCAAAGACCCAUGCCUCUAACCCUGACGCCCUCAAGGUCAUCUUCAGUUCAAUUGUGCUGAUCUGUAAGAUAUUCUACAGCCUUAAUUUUCAGGAUUUACCCGAGCACUUUGAGGACAACAUGGGAACGUGGAUGGCUCACUUCAUGACACUCCUGGAGGCAGAUCACAAGAUUCUCCAAACUCAAGAUGAGGAGGAGGCGGGGUUACUGGAGCAGGUGAAAUCACAGAUCUGUGAUAAUGUGGCGUUGUACGCUCAGAAAUACGACGAGGAAUUCUCACCUCAUCUGCCAGGGUUUGUGAAGGCGAUCUGGUCACUGCUGGUCUCCACUGGUCAGCAAGUCAAGUAUGAUCUGCUGGUGAGUAAUGCCAUCCAGUUUCUGGCCUCGGUGGCUGACCGCCCGUCCUACAAGAGCCUGUUCGAGGACCCAAACACCUUGGCCAGCAUCUGUGAGAAAGUCAUCGUCCCUAACAUGCAGUUUAGAGUGGCUGAUGAGGAGCUGUUUGAGGACAAUCCUGAGGAGUACAUCAGACGAGAUAUAGAGGGAUCAGACAUUGAUACCAGGCGACGGUCUGCCUGUGACUUGGUCCAUUCUCUCUGUAAAUCAUUUGAGGGUCCGGUGAUACAGAACUUCUCACAGUAUGUCCAGGCUCUUUUAGAGGAAUUUUCAAAGGACCCUGUAAGCAACUGGAAGAGUAAAGAUGUGGCCAUCUACCUGGUGACGUCAUUAGCAGCCAAAGCUCAGACACAAAAGCAUGGAGUCACGCAGAGCAGUUCAUUAGUGAACGUGGAGGAGUUUUAUGCCAAUCAAAUAUCACCUCAUCUACAGAAUUCAAAUGUUGAUGAUCAGCCGGUGCUGACAGCAGAUGCCCUCAAAUAUUUAAUGGUCUUUAGAAAUCAGCUGCCAAAGGAGGUGAUUUGUCACAGCGUCCCUCAUCUGGUCCGUAUCCUGAGAGCUAAGAGCCCUGUGGUGCACACCUACGCUGCUCACACCAUAGAGAGGAUCUUCACAAUCAAGACACCACAGGGAGGAGCCGCUAUCACAGUAACAGACGUUCAAGCCAGUGUUCAUGAUCUGGUAGCUAAUCUGUUUGGGGCCAUGCAGCAUCCGGGGUCUGGGGAGAACGAGUACAUCAUGAAGGCCAUCAUGAGGAGUCUAUCCAUGAUGCAGGAGCAUAUAAUCCCCAUGGUGGACGAACUGCUAAAGUAUCUCACCCAGAAGCUUCAGGAUGUCAGUAAGAACCCGAGCAAGCCGCACUUCAACCACUACCUGUUUGAGUCACUGUGUAUCUGUAUUCGGGCCACGUGUAAGGCCCAGCCCGCAGCAGUCACCAGGUUUGAGGAGGCCCUGUUCCCAUCCUUCACUGGUAUACUCAAGCUAGACGUUCAAGAAUUCCUGCCUUAUGUCUUUCAAAUCCUGUCAAUACUGAUUGAGCUACACCAGGGGACAUUGUCGGCCACCUACAUGGAGUUAUUCCCCUUUCUUCUGAACCCUGUCCUGUGGGAGAGACCGGGUAACAUCCCACCCCUGGUGCGGCUGUUACAGGCUUACAUCCAGCAGGGGUCUGCCCAGAUAGACACUGAGAAGUUGAAAGGUGUCUUGGGAGUGUUUCAGAAGCUGAUAGCAUCAAAGACACACGACCAUGAAGGCUUUUAUCUUCUGAAUUCCAUCAUUGAGUUUGUUCCCUCUGCGGUGGUCACAGAUUUUCUGAAGCAAAUCUUCGUUUUACUGUUCCAAAGAUUACAGAGCUCAAAAACAACAAAAUUCAUAAAAAGUUUACUGGUUUUCUUCUCGCUUUAUGCCAUCAAAUUUGGUGCAGGAAAUCUCGUGGAAACAAUAGACGCAAUCCAAGCCAAGAUGUUUGGCAUGGUAGUGGAGAAGCUUUACCUGGCAGAUCUACAGAAAGUCUCCGGGCACAUAGAGAAAAAGAUUUGCGCCGUGGGGGUGACCAAAAUCCUGACAGAAACACCCAUCUUCUUACAGAAUUACGAACCAUUGUGGAUACAGCUGUUAGAGGCUCUGAUCAAACUGUUUGAGUUACCGGAGGAUGAGACUGUGCCUGAUGAUGAACACUUCAUAGAGAUAGAGGACACACCAGGCUACCAAACCGCGUAUUCACAGUUGGCUUUUGCGGGUAAGAAGGCUCAUGACCCAGUAGGGGAGACAGUGGACCCUAAACUGCUGCUCGCUAAAAACCUGGAGAAAUUUUCAGCAACAUGUCCGGGAAAGCUGAAGCCAUUAAUGGCUGCGGGACUGUCUACUGAGGCACAGAGCUUCUUACAUAAUUAUCUCCAGGCGGCACAGGUCAACCUAGCAUGAGGGGAGGUAUCUACACUGGGUGAAUCAGCUUCCAGCUUCCUAUCAGGCUGAGUCAUUUGGAGUACAGGGUGCAAUCAAAGAUGUGUCUGUUAGAGUUAUUGGCCUUGAUAAGGAACUCUUCAUUGCUAUAACACAAAACAGCUGAACAAAGGACUGAGCAAUUUUAAAAACACCUGUUGUUCCUGCCAACAUCUUGUGUUCAAAUUCAAAUCAGAGAGAUCCAAAAUGUGGGUCUUACUAGCGCUUUUUCUGCCACACAGCAGCGUUUGCCCUGUUUGGAAGAAUUUCACAAAGAGAGGACAUACCAGUAUCGAAUUCUGAAGAGAAAGGAAAAA
Molecule: messenger RNA, 3354 nt
Organism: Liolophura sinensis
Lineage: Eukaryota; Metazoa; Mollusca; Polyplacophora; Chitonida; Chitonidae
Product: exportin-2-like
Exons: 27
Coding region: 116-3019 (967 amino acids)
Biological process (GO): protein export from nucleus; protein import into nucleus
Cellular component (GO): nuclear envelope; cytosol
Molecular function (GO): nuclear export signal receptor activity; small GTPase binding
Source: RefSeq, a predicted model, not a curated record